This is a messenger RNA of Dendrobium catenatum, 3448 nucleotides long. Its product is annotated as protein unc-13 homolog. NCBI's taxonomy places the organism in Eukaryota, Viridiplantae, Streptophyta, Magnoliopsida, Asparagales, Orchidaceae. The transcript has 3 exons. The coding region runs from base 302 to 3448 and encodes 1048 amino acids. The record is from RefSeq and is a predicted model, not a curated record.
CCAACAAAAUUGGCGUCAACAACGGAUUGACCUGUCGGAAUGAAGCUUACCUCAGCCACCGCAUUGGCCUCCGGAAUCCAUGGAUUGAACGCCAAACGAACUCCCCUUCCUCCCUGUCUCUUCUCCUAUUUUCCUCUCUCGCUGCUUGCUCGCCCUUUCUCUUUCUCUAUAUCCCAUUUCUCAUGCUCAUCAUUUUUCAUUUUAGGGGCGGCCAGGCCCGAACAAGAUCCAUGCGAUGGUGGCCAUGUUCCUCAGCUAACGCGGCCGUCGCCGCAGCUGGCCGCCCCUUACUAGCUAGUUCAUGGCUCCACCCGCGUCCCCCCGCUCCUCCAUCUCCCCCAACAAUGAAUCCCUCGCCUCCAUAUCGUCCGGGGACAGCGAAAUCAACUGGCCCUUCGGCGCCCGCCUCGGCACACUCCGCCGCUCCGACCUCCGCGAAACCGCCUACGAGAUUUUCUUCAUGUCCUGCCGCUCGUCCCCUGGCUUCGGAAACAGGGGAGCCAUCGCCUACGUUGGAAGCUGGGGUGAUGUGGUGGAGGCCCCCUAUACGCAGCAGCCGGCGGUAGUCGGACCCAAGGGCGGCACGGGGAUGAUGGUGGUGACCAGUCGGGUGAAGAGCACGCUCGGGCUGAAAGCCCGACGGCCGCCUCCAAUGCGCGCGAUGAAUUCCUUGGCGCUGAGAUCGGUGGCAAAUCUUCAUGCCGCCAGUCCAAAUUCCCCGGGACGAAACUUUGUUCCCAGCUCUCCCGGAAGGAUCAAGCGGCCGAUGACCUCCGCCGAGAUCAUGCGGCGGCAGAUGCGCGUUACGGAGCAGAGCGAUAACAGGCUGAGAAAAAUCCUCAUGAGAAGCUUCGUCGGUCAGAAUGGGAGAAGAGCGGAGACCAUCAUCCUCCCGCUUGAGCUCCUCCGCCAUCUGAAACCAUCGGAAUUCAAUGAUAGCCAAGAGUAUCAUCAAUGGCAAAGGAGGCAACUCAAGAUCCUCGAAGUCGGGCUUCUGCUCCACCCAUCUCUUCCCCUUGACCGACUCAAUGCCGCCGCUCUCCGAUUCCGCCAAGUUCUAAUGGAUAGCGAGGUCAAGCCCAUCGAUACAAGCAAAAACUCCGACGCAAUGCGCAAUCUUAGCAGCGCCGUGACUGCUCUUGCUUGGCGCAGCUCCAAAACAUCCAGCGCCGGAAGCAUCCACUGGGCCGACGGAUUCCCCGUCAACGUUCAUCUUUACCUCGCCCUGCUUAAAUCCAUAUUCGACAUGCGCGAAGAAACCGUAGUGCUCGAUGAGGUCGACGAACUUCUAGAGCUAAUUAAGAAAACAUGGCCUACUUUAGGAAUCAACCGAAGUAUCCACAAUCUUUGCUUCACCUGGAUUUUGUUCCAGCAGUACGUCGUCACCGGGCAGAUCGAACCGGACUUGAUCAAGGCGACGUUGAACAUGUUGUUCGAAGUGGCAACCGACGUGAAGAGAGUGGUAGAUCGGGAACCGAGUUAUAUCAAGGUUCUCUCCGGCGUUCUGGUUUCGAUGCAGGGGUGGACAGAGAAAAGGCUACUGGACUACCACGAGAAUUUCGACAAGGGAACACUGGAAAACAUGGAGAAAAUUCUUUCGCUUGCGCUAUCAACAACAAAGAUCAUCGUCGAAGACCUCCCCGGGUUGGCAGGUAACACGCCGGGACUUGUAGAGAGAGAAACCUCGUCUGGCUCUGUUUCCAGCCGGGUUGAAUUCUAUAUUCAAAGAUCUCUGCGCAAUGCCUUUACGAAGGUGUUCGAGACAGGGCAUGAUCAUGUCGAUAGCAUGAUCGUGGAGGUGGACGAGGAUCCCAGCGAUAUCUUGAUCGAGUUGGCGAAAGACACGGAGGCACUCGCCGCGACGGAGAGAGAGAAGUUCAGUCCUGUGCUGCGACAAUGGUGCCCGGCGGCCACCGGAAUAGCGUUGGUGACGUUGCAUAAUUGCUUCGGAGUUGUACUGAAGCAAUAUCUUGCUAAGGUGAAUAGCCUCACCAACAACCUUGUGCGCGUUCUCCAUUGCGCCAGCAGGCUUGAAAAGCUGCUAAUUCAGAUGGUCGGUGAAGACGCUGCAGAUAACGAUGAUGGAAACAAGAAUAAUCUUCUUAGAGAGAUGGUUCCGUACGAGAUCGACACCAUUGCUGUUGGACUCUUGAAGACUUGGGUGGAUGAGAGGCUUCGGAUUGGGAGGGAGAGUGUUAAACGAGCCAAAGAAACAGAGAACUGGAUGCCGAAAUCGAAGAGCGAGCCAUUCACACUGUCGGCGGUGGAUCUGAUAAAAUUGGCGAAGGUGACCGUCGAUGAAUUCUUCCAGAUUCCGAUGACGGCGAGAGAUGAAAUGGUGCACGAUUUGGCCGAGGGGCUUGAAGCGAUCUUCAAGGAGUAUGCCACCUUCGUUGCUUCAUGCGGGAAUCGGCAGAGCUACGUGCCGUUGUUGCCGCCAUUAACGCGAUGCAAUCAGGACUCGAAAUUAACGAAGCUGUGGAAGAAAGCGAAGCCGUGCACAGCUGGAAUGGACAACGGACAGGCCGUGGUCGGCGGUGUAGGCCCGGCUGCGGGAACUCCGGCGGGAGAAACCCACCACCCACGGCCGUCGACGAGCCGAGGAACGAAGCGGCUGUAUAUCCGAAUUAACACUCUCCACUACCUUCAUUCUCACAUUCACUCCCUCGAUAAAUCCCUCACCUUCUUCUCCCGCGGCGGAGCAGCCUCCGCCUCCGCCCACCCAGGUCCUUCCCCCAUACUCCGCAAACACCACCACCAGCUUCAAGGCAACCGCCGAUUAACCCCCGCGACCCACUUCGAUCUCAUCCGCGCCUCAAUUCAGGUCGCCAUCCAGCGCGUUUCCGAGGUCGCCGCGUACCGCCUCAUCUUCCUCGACUCCGGCCACUCCUUCUACGGUGGCCUCUACAUCGACGACGUCAGUAGAUCAAGAAUCCGACCAACAUUGAGGAUUCUAAAGCAGAACCUCAAUCUUCUCCUGACACUGCUAACCGACCGAGCGCAGCAAACGGCGGUUAAGGAGGUGAUGAGAGCGACAUUCGAAGCGUUCUUGAUGGUGCUCUUAGCCGGAGGAUCAGAGCGAGCUUUCGUCCGAACAGAUUACGAGAUGGUGAUGGAAGACUUUCGAAACUUGAAAAGAGUGUUCUGUGCCUCCGGCGAGGGGUUAGUGUCGGAAGACGUGGUGGAUCGGGAGGCGAGAGUCGUGGAAGGCAUCGUUGGACUAAUGAGCUUACCGACGGAGAGGAUCAUCGAGGAUUUCACCAUUCUCGCCUGUGAAUCCAGCGGCGUGAGCAGUCUUGCCGAAGGGCAGAAAUUAAUUCUGCCGCCGACCACCGGAAGGUGGAGCCGAUCAGAUCCUAAUACUGUGCUUAGAGUCAUCUGUCACCGGAACGAUGACAUGGCUAAUAAUUUCUUGAAGAAGACUUUUCAGUUGCCUAAGAGAAGAUGA